AUGUCAACUUCAAUCCUAAUAAGCGGUGCGGGAGGAUUUGUUGGUCAAGAGCUAACCGCCUCUCUCCUCAACACCACCGCCGCAGACACAACCUUAACAAUAACCGACGUCACCUCCGCCCCCCAAAUCCCCGCCAGCGCCAGGCAACACUACUCCCGCGUAACCUCAAUACAAGCAGACCUAACCGUGCACUCCGUUGUCGACUCCCUCAUAAACCCUUCCUCCCGCUACGAUGUCGUCUACAUUCUACACGGCAUCAUGUCCAGCGGAUCCGAAGCCAAUUUCGAUCUAGGCAUGAGUGUAAACCUGUUCGCAACACAAUAUAUCCUCGACAGGCUGCGGAAGACAAUGCCUGGUGUUAAAGUUGUAUUCGCAUCUUCGCUGGCAGUCUACGGGCCCACAGCGCCGGGCUUCGUAAUUACUGAGUGGAAUAUGCCGCAGAUGCCCACGUCAUCAUAUGGGAUCCAGAAGAUGAUUGUUGAGUUGUUAGUGAAUGAUUAUUCAAGGCGCGGGUUCCUGGAUGGACGGGCCGUAAGGUUGCCGACGGUAACGGUGCGGGCGGGAGCGCCUACGCAGGCAGCUAGUAGUUUUGCCAGCGGCAUCCUGCGAGAGCCGCUGAAUGGGAUCAAAAGCGUAUUACCUGUUAAGAAGGAGACUGAGUUGUGGAUUUGCUCACCGUAUACUGUUGUAAAAAAUCUGAUACAUGCCAAGAAUGUGCUGAAGGAGGCCUUUGGAGAUUCGAGGUCGGUGAAUUUGCCUGGGAUCAAGGUAUCGGUGCAGGAGAUGUUGGAUGUCUUGGAGAAGGUUGGUGGGAAGGAGAAGAGGGCGCUGGUGGAGGAGAGAUAUGAUGAGGAUAUUGACCGAAUUGUGCAAGGGUGGUCACCAAAUUUUGAUAUUGCAUGGGCAAAGACUUUGGGCUUUCACGAGGAUAUGUCAUUGUUGGAAAGUGUAAGGAUGUAUGCAAAUGAGUACGUUGAGUAG
This is a messenger RNA of Paracoccidioides lutzii Pb01, 981 nucleotides long. RefSeq lists its product as hypothetical. The record is from RefSeq and is a predicted model, not a curated record. The transcript has a single exon. The coding region runs from base 1 to 981 and encodes 326 amino acids.